UGGACGGGAAGGGCGGCGGCGGCGCCGCUGAUGGCUGCUCUCUAUUUCUUCCUCUUCCAUCCCUUCUGGCACUCCAUGGGUCUCUCUCACCGCAGAUAUGUUCUAUCAACCUCUCCAGCCAUAUUUAUUAGCAGCAGGCGAGCCUGAGGAGCACGAGGGUGAGGUUAAAAUAAGAGAAAGGUCGUCGUCCAGCCCUGUGAGGUUGAGGGUUUCCCAGAGUUCCGGGGAAGCUGUCAGGGCCAGGAGCUGGACCAGGGGCUCUGACACCCUCCACAAGAUUGACGAGAAGGUGGAGCAAGAUGACAGGAACUCCAGGAAGGAAUAUAACUUGUCAGGUUACCUAUACAAGGUUGGGACGUCAAGCAAGAAGCACAUGGCGGGGUUGAAGGGGUUAGGAAGCGCCUGUAAAAAGCGAUGGUUUGUCUACUCUGAUAGUGUGUGUAAACUCUACUAUUAUAAGCAGAAGAAUGAUCCCGAGCCUCUGGGGAUGAUUGAUAUAUCGCUGGCGACGUUCUUUUUUGACCCGGAGAAUAAAAAUGAGGGACAGUUUACUAUUAGGUGUUGUAAUGAGGAGAUCUUGUUGGAAGCAUCAUCAGCACAGACCCGCAUGUAUUGGCUUCAGCAGUUACAAGCAGCCCGCAGAGAGUUCAGUCAGAGACGAACUGCAACCAAGACUCCAGCUAGUCGAACUACUUCUGCUGGGCGACCAGAGACAGGACUACUUCAAGAUGACAAAAAGAGUGAUGUUCCUACCCCAGAUCCUCAUUACGACCUCCUGACACCAAUGACACGACCUGACUCGGGGAUGAGUGAUCUACCCCCUCGGCCAUCAUUUGCACUAUCAGAUGCUCGAUUAGCCCUGUCAAAUUUACUUCCUAAUACACAGCGCAAGAUAUUUAAAACAAAUAAUGAAUCUUCCAAGUCUCCAACUAGUCCUCAGGCAACCAGGCAUAGCCCUCUUGCUUCUCCAACUGAUGACCUGAGUCUUGGAAGUCUCGGGAGAAAGCUCCGUAGCUCAUUUCGUGGAAGACGAUCUGCAUCUUUGGAAGGAAAAGAUGGGUUUGAUGCUCCCAACUUACAUUCAAAAGUUACUUGUAGAAGAUGUGAAGAGCUUCAGCGAGAGUUAACAUCUGCCAAGGAAGACCUGACUGCUACUCAGGACGAAUAUGAAGCAUCUCGAGAAGUUAUAGAUCUGUUGCAGAAGGAACUUGAUGCUCUGCAACAGGAAAAAGCUACACUGAUAAGUUUGGACCGAAGUGAUCUAACAGACAAACAUGUUUUGGAGAUACUGCGUGGAAAAGACCGCCAUAUUGUAGACUUGGAACACGACAAUCACAAGUUAACUAACGAUGUUGCUCGGCUCACAGAGCAACUCUCCGAUAACCAGCUUCACCAGGACCAUCUUAAUGAAAAGCUCUCUAUGCUCUAUUGUCUAAUUGAGGCAAAGGAUAAGGCUAUUGUCAGCCUGACUCAUCAAGUUGAUGAUAAUGCACGUAGUCGACCUGUAUCUCUUCCGUCCACGUUGGUUUUUAAGACUCUGGAAUCAACCACCCGAGGAACGCAGACUUCAGACACAGAGGAGGAUACUCUUAAAGAUACCCUUGAAGCUUACAGAUGCCAAAACAGCUUUUUAAACAAGGAAAUUCUUGAACUGAAUCUUCUCAGAAAACUCUCGUCAGAAAGAGAGCAGAAGUUGAUCACAGAGUCGAGUGAGUGGGAAGCCAAGUUCUAUCAGAUUCAGAGUAAAUACUUGCUGUUGCUGAACGAGUUGCACUCACCUCAGUCGACUCAACAUGACCCAUCCAUUGUGUCACAACUGCUACACGAUGCGGUCAAGGCUCAGGGUCCACCGGACCUCAGAGUGAUACAAAACAAGGGUCGAGAGUAUGACGAGUAUGGAUUUUGCACGACUGCACCCAAUGGUGAAAGCUUACAGUCAAGAGCCUCAUACCUCCAGAAGCAGUCCCAAGCUCUGGCCCAUCAGGUGCAGCUUGGUGGAAGUUCAUGGGAGAACAAGUGGGAGAGUUUCCUGGCAGGAACCAGUGCUAAGGAGUUACCACACUGCACUGACCUUAAGUACCUCAUACGGGGAGGUAUUCCGUACCAGUACAAGGGUAAGGUGUGGCGCUUACUAAUAGAUACACAGGUUGCUCCUCUGAAAGCUGCGAUUCCGUCCAAUUAUUAUGAAGAUCUCCUUGCACAGCGCACAACGUCUGUGCUCGACCCUGCAGCCAAACAAAUUGAGUUGGACCUGCUGCGGACUCUGCCUAACAACCGCCACUACGAGUCUUUUCACUCGGAUGGGAUCGCCAGGCUGAGGCGGGUGUUGCUGGCCUUCUCACGUCAUAACCUUCACGUUGGUUAUUGUCAGGGUCUGAACCGUUUAGCUGCCAUAGCCUUAUUAUUCCUUAAUGAAGAAGAUGCCUUCUGGUGUCUUGUGUACAUUGUGGAGUACCUGAUGCCGCCUGAUUACUAUAGCAAAAACCUCCUGGGUUCUCAGGUUGAUCAACGAGUCCUAAAGGAUUUAGUUGCUGAAAAGCUGCCUCGACUGAACGCCCAUCUAGAACAUCAUGGGCUCGAUAUAUCACUGUUUACCUUCAACUGGUUCCUGUGCGUCUACAUUGAUAUCAUUCCUCCAAUUACCUACCUCACAAUAUGGGAUUCCUUUUUAUACGAGGGCUCCAAGGUCUUGUUUCGGUACGCUCUUGCAAUAUUCAAGUUGUGCGAAGAAGGAGUUUUGGAAAGGUGUGACUACAUGGAUAUAUUUAAUUAUCUACGCUCUGUCCCAGAACCUAUCACAGACAUUCCACGGCUGCAAGAGGUGAGUACAGUACAUAUUUUCCAAUGCUUAUUUACAAUUUAUUCAUGCCUUGUGGCAAGUAGAAUGAUUCCUGCUUAACGACCUUCGCAUAACAUAAUUUGAACUUUUUUUCUGUGUAAUGACCAAGGUGAAAGGUUGAAACAGCCCUUUAAACUCUCUAAUAUUGUUGGGUUGAAAGUUUGCAAUGGCCCCUAGGCCAUUGCAGCUUGCCUAAGUCAGUGGCCUAUGGACCAUUGCAACCCUUGAAGCCAUGGACAAAAAGCACAUGCUUAUAAACAAGAUGCAUGCAGAACCUCAGUACGUAUAUUUAUCGAGAUGCUUUGCCCAUCAUAAACUUAAUCUAAUUGAGAGACAUGAGAAUGGAGCCUUGUAUUGUGGGGUCAGUGGAAGGAGUGGAAUGACGCAGUAGUAGUAGAUGUGGUCAUAUGUGGGCGAGGCCUACUAGUGGAUGUAGGUCGGGCCCAUAAAGUGGUCAGAGAUUUUAGUGAUCAGAUUGUAGAAUCUUUUAUUCAGAUUUCCUACAAUACAUAUAUUCACCACUCAUUAUAGGCUAAGGACAAAAAUAUUUUAAGGUAAGUAAUGUGUGUACUGUAUAUGCAUUUUUUAGGCCUAGCAUUUAAUAUAUGAUAGUACAAAGACGUUAUCAAGCUUAUUAUGUGCAUUUGAAAACGGGGAAAAAAGGCCACGUUUCACUUUACAGCGAUUUUUGCUCUACAGCAGUAGCCUGGAACUUAACCUGCUGUAUAAGUGGGGCCUGCCUGUAUACCUUUAAUGUAGAUAAGACAGGUGAUGUUUCCUGACUAAUUCUCUCGAUAUUUUGAAUGAAUUUCUUAUACUCUUUCUGUUAUGAAUCGUAAAGCAGGAGGUAUACGAAUGGAUCAAUCUUG
Cherax quadricarinatus is the source of this 3708-nucleotide messenger RNA. NCBI's taxonomy places the organism in Eukaryota, Metazoa, Arthropoda, Malacostraca, Decapoda, Parastacidae. The record is from RefSeq and is a predicted model, not a curated record.